AUGCUUGGCACUGACUUUGACCUACAUUCCCAAAUCCUCAUGGGUUUGGCUGAGGUGCUCGCCGACUCUCGAUCGAAGGCAACAGCAUCUGAAGUCGACAAACUCGUUUCCAAAUGUCCCAUCGUUCCUAUUCUUGAUGACAAGGAAAAGACUAUCUUCACGCGACAAGAUAAGCCUGACUUGGGUGUGAUGACCCAACGUAGUCAACAAAGUGUUGCUGCACUUGUCAAGUACGCCGUCAAUGCAAAGGAAGACCGUCAGUUGGAGUUGUUGCCUCGUUUGCUCUCUUACGUACGCCAUUUACCUGCCUAUGAAUGGAAGGAAGUUGUGCUUGGAAGAGGACUUCCACCUGCCGAUGCUAUUACAUACAGCCUUGUGGCCGGCUUGUUGGAGAUUGGAUUCAAGGUGCCUGAUGUAUACCAUCAUAUCACUGAAGUCCUUUGGAGCUAUGGCGAAUCGAUUAUCAAGCUCAUGAAACAAGGCGAUGUGGAGCUUACCGUUUCAUUCAUCUUGCCAUCCUUGGCCGGCUUGUCACGUGCAUUGCAGCUAUCGCCAUUCUUGUUCCGAGCCAACCAGCUUCUUGCCCUGUGCCAUAAUACGCAGUUCUUGAUCCAGGAUGAAACAUUGGACAACAUUCGUACAGCCAUCACUACAUGCCUCAAGGAGCACGAUGCCACAAGUUACAGCCGACGUGUCCUUAACAAGUACUGGGAAGAUGGUACUCCUUUGAGCAGCAACCGUGUUGUAUAUGAUUUGCUCGUCAUUUUACGCAACGUAACCACUCGUGUCAUUGCUGACAGCCAUCCUGAUCAAUCCACCACAACAACUCUAUCUACGACGGGUGGUAGCAAGAAAUUGCAUUUGACACGUGACGUUGAACAUGCCUGGUCCGAGCUUAUGAAGAAGACUGCCUCUGGUGUGAGACCCACAGCCGCAAGCGAUGCUGAAAAAGAUGAAUUGCUCAACAAGAAUAUGCGUACCAUCUACGUCACAAGCUUGGGAUACUAUGAGGAUAUCAAGAAAUAUGCCAACGAAGGCGAGAAAUGGGCACCUGAUGCUUAUAUGCAAGAGAUUAUGGGUACUAGCUUGCACGUGGCUGCAUUGUCUUCUGUUUAUCUACACGAAGUGGAUGAUGUCCUCAUUGAUCAUAUCACCGAAUGCCUCUUCGUGGCUCCUCAUGGUGGAGAUGCUUGGGUGCAUGUUGCAGCUCUGGAUGCAGCCGUUCUUUUGGCUAUCAACUUCCCUCAUUUGAAUGCUGACAUGACCAACACCAUUUGCCGAUUCCUUGCUACACCAUCACCAGUAUUUGAAUUGCUCGCUGAAGCAGGUCAAGAACCACUCAGUGUUCAACAAUUUGCCAUUGUUAGACUUGCUCAAUGUGUUCAGACCAAGCCAUCCAUGCAGAUUUCUCAAGCUGCUAUUUCAACUUUGUAUGCAUUGCUCAAUGAGAUUACCCGCUACAGUGACGAGGAUGGCGCUACAGUCGACCGAUAUAGUAUGCUUACCAAGAAUGCCAUCUCUGGUGCACCCGAUGCCAACCAAUUGAGUGAGAAGCAAAAGCAGCAAGUGUGUGCGAAUGCCUUGUCAGCUAUUGUUGGUGUUGCUGUUUACUUGAAGGAUGAAGCAAUUAUGGCCCAGGCACUUUCGAUGCUUACCAUGCGUCGCAAAUCACUUUCUAUUUCGGCCACUGCCUCGCUCACAUCACGUUUGGUGGAUCUUGCACUUGUCAGCCCCGUUGGCGUAUUCAAGGAUAUCCUCAACUUGUUCUCUACAUUGAGUCGUGAGGCAUUGACUAUUGACAACAAACAACUUACAACAGCGAUUGUCAAUGCGCAAAUGAGCCUCGCCAAGCGAUUGUCAGCACGUCCUGAGCUCUAUGAUACUUAUCUCAUCAGCCUUUUGAGUCUCUUUGUGGAGAAUGGCAACACAAUCCAACGCACCAUGACCAAGAACAAAAAGGAGACCGAAUACCCAUUGGCAUCCAAGCUUGGUAUGCUUCUUCCAGUGCUUCGUACAUUGUUGGGACAUGAUGAUUUCAAUCCUCAUUUGGAGCCUACGGAGGAAUGUGUUUCUCUUUUCCGCAACGCGUGGUUCCAUUGUGUCAUUUUCGGCUUUGUUACUGAAUCAAUGUGGAUCCGCGAGUGGCACGAUUCGAUGCUCGUCAUUGCGAAAAAGACACCCGUAUUGGUGACCGAGAGUGCAACCAAGUAUGUGGAAAGCGAUUUGGAAUACAAUUCUGUAUUACGUGGUGGCAACAUGUCCGAACAGAAUGUAUCUUCCAUGCGUCAAAAGUUGACAAGCUUUUUGCCUUCUCUUGCAUCCGAGAUCAAGUACUUUUCCUUUGCUCAAGUGGUGUUCGCUCUCAGCUUUUAUCACAUUGAAAUGAUGCGUAGUCGUAUGGGCGAUUGCAGCUACGUUUUGCGUUAUUUCAUGAACGAGGGUCUCAACAAUAGCUCGCUCGCCAAUUGCCUUGAAAUGAUUGCUGAUCGUGUUGUGGGUGCAUUUAUCAAGGAUGCUGCUAGCAAGGCUGCUGUUCAAGGCAUCUCGGUCGAACUCAACAACCAAAUGGCCAGCAUCCUCAAGUUGACGGGUCAUCGACUACAAAAGGUGCAUGAUUUGGCAAUCAAAACGGCUGAACGUAUUGUGGCGGCCUUCCCUCAAGUGUUUGCUGAUAAGUCCCUUAUCACUUUGCUGCUUGAACUUGUCCAAUUGCUAUGGCUCAGUUGCGAAUCUGAAUAUCGUGACGAGUAUUCCCCCACAUUCCAUUUUACUUCCACACGUGUCAAUGUGACCUUGGAGCUUGGUGACUCUUACGCUUAUCGCCGUGAAAUCUGUACUCGUUUGUACGAAAGCGCCAAAAAGUGGUUGCGUAUUUCCAUGGAUCGUGCACCUCUUGAAAUCAAUGGCUUGCUUCAGGAUUACCUAUCCGAAUUUGAUCGCUUUGUUCCUGGCCAGCCUAUUGAUGCUGUUCAUAUGGGUCGUUCUCUUGCUCUUGAAAUUGGAAAAGCAGCAUCCAGAAAUCAGCUUUCAGUUGAGUUUGUUCCCAAGGUACCACGUGUGCUUCCUGAUGAAUCAUCCGAUUUUGUCAAUGGAUUUACUUCUCGUCGCUUUUACAUUGGUGAGAUCAGUGGUAUCGAGUAUCUCUAUGGGCUCCAUGAUCAAUCAGAAAAAUUGCCUGAUAGCCGAACUGGUAGCGGUUUGCUAGAGCAAGUCUCCUUUGUCCUUGAGAAUUUGGAAGCUCUUUUGACGGAUAUCAAGCAAAAGCAUGCUGCUGUCUCUGUGGAACGUGUUCAUCGUACUUUGCAUCGUGCUGCAGCUUAUGCCAUUGCCCUCCCUAAGGUGCAUCCUGAUUUGAUCCGCUAUCUUGUGCGUAUCCCCGUAUACAUGUUUACUCCCGAGUCCCUUGAUAUCGGUACAACAGUGUGGAAUUGGAUGCUUGUGGAACGUGCUGAUGUCGAGAAACGCCUUAUGGUGGAGAUGUUGAGCAUGUGGCACUGGGCUCAGAAGCAUCGCAAGGGUUUGUUCUCGCCUGUGCUCAAUGCCAAACAUCCAUUUGUGGCCAAGAUGACCAAUGACCCAUCCGACAAAGCCAUGGUUGACAGCAGCCAUCGUGUUGCCAGCUUUUUGUUCUCUCCCCACAUGGCAUGGAUCAAGUUUUUGAGCAGCCGCUUCUAUUCCAUUCGCCAUCGCAGCAAGCACCUUGUCAAUAUGUUUGUGCGCAUGUUGCAGGAAUCUUUCCAAAAUGCCCAUUUGAUGAGUACUCAUGCUUUGGCUCGCUCUGUGCGUUUCCAAUUGCUUCUCCUUGGUACCAAGGUUCUUCAAUCCACUCGCAUGGAAGCCCUUGCCGAGCACAAAUUCCGUUCACUUGUUUUUGAUUGUGCUUUCAAUUGGUUCUCCCUUGAGCCUAGAUGGCACUUUGGUUCUCGUAAGAGCUUGGCAUUGAUGGAAUACAAGAUCUUGAACGACUUUUAUAAUGCUGUGGUGAAUGAUACUCCCAAUCUCAGCUACUUGGUUACCAGCUCUCCACUCAAGAAUUCCAACUCUAAGAUCGCUUCCGGCUUGUACAUGUUCCUCAAUGACAAGACCAAGGAUGAUGUGAUCCGUCAGCAUCAUCUUGCCAAGAAGCUUUUGAUGUUGUUUUUGGAAAGUGAGCUUACUCGUCUUUCGGUUUGGUGCAAUCCUCUCAACUCCUUGGGCCAUGGCAACCCUGCUUGUUUCACGGGCAGCACCGAAAAGUCGAUGGUGAUGGAUGAAUCAUGGAAGGAAAUUGUGCGCUUUGCAUGGGAGUUGUCGCCACGUCUUGCAGUGCAAAUGAAUGAGCGAUUCGUGCAGCCUAUUGUUCAUCGUGAGCUUCAUCGUUUGAUCGCCAACAAUACUUUGGAUGUCGUCGAUGUGCCUGAAGCACUUGUCAUUUUGUUGGGUGACCGUCUACUUCCUAAUGCUAAGCUUGAUCUCAAGCACUUGCAAUACUGGGCUCCUGUACCUGCCAUCACUGCUGCAAACUACUUUUUGCCCGCCUACAACAACCAUCCCUUGAUUUUGCAGUAUGCUAUGCGUAGCUUGGAGUACUACCCUGUGGAUACCGUAUUCUUUUACAUUCCUCAAAUUGUGCAGGCUCUACGUCAUGAUGAACUUGGCUAUGUGGAAAAGUAUAUCAUGGAAGCUGGUCAAGUGUCGCAAUUGUUUGCCCAUCAAAUCAUCUGGAACAUGCAAGCCAACUUUUAUGUCGAUGCUGACAAGGAGUGUAUCAAGCCUGAUGCUCUCAAGCCCACUCUCGAGCGUAUCAUUGACAACCUUGUUGGAUCGUUCACUGGUGAAGAUCGCGAGUUUUAUGAGCGAGAAUUCAAGUUCUUCAACGAUGUCACUGCCAUUUCUGGUUAUCUAAAGGAAUACAUCAAGUAUGGUCAAACCGAAAAGAAGCCUUUGCAAAAGAAACGCUUGGACGAGGAACUUGCCAAGAUCAAGGUUGACGUUGGUGUCUAUUUGCCUAGCAACAGUGAUGGUCGUGUGAUUGACAUCAACCGUACAUCGGGUCGUCCCUUGCAGAGUCACGCCAAGGCUCCUUUCAUGGCUACUUUCAAGAUUGAAAAGGAAGUUGAGGAUGCUGAUCUUAUGGGCAAAGCCUUGAUCGAAAGUGAAGGUGAUGAAGUUGAAGCUGCCAAGAAGCGCACUGUUCAAAUCUGGCAAGGAGCCAUUUUCAAGGUGGGCGACGACUGUCGUCAGGAUGUGCUUGCAUUGCAGUUGAUCUCGGUCUUCAAAAACAUCUUUACGGGUGUUGGAUUGGACUUGUAUGUGUAUCCCUAUCGUGUGGUUGCCACAGCACCCGGUCGUGGUGUGAUUGAUGUUAUCCCACGCUCCAUUUCUCGUGAUCAACUUGGUCGUGAAAAGGUCAACAGCUUGUACGAUUACUUUGCAGCCAAGUAUGGUGGACCCGAUUCGAUUCAUUUCCAACGUGCCCGCAACAACUUUGUGCAGAGUUUGGCAGCUUAUUCGGUCAUCUCGUACUUGUUGGCUAUCAAGGAUCGUCACAAUGGCAACAUUAUGAUUGAUGAAAAUGGUCAUAUUAUUCAUAUCGAUUUCGGUUUCAUCUUUGAUAUUGCUCCUGGUGGUAUUACUUUUGAAAGCUCGCCCUUCAAGUUGACAACCGAAAUGAUCCAAGUGAUGGGUGGUGGUUCUGAUGAACAAGCAUUCCGACAAUUCUCUGAAUUGGUGGUCAAGGCCUAUCUUGCUAGUCGUCCUUAUGCUGAUCAGAUUUGUCAGCUGGUGUCUCUCAUGUUGGAUUCAGGAUUGCCUUGCUUCAAGGGUGAGACUAUUAAGCGUCUUCGUCAACGUUUCCAACUCGAUCGCUCUGAACGUGCAGCAGCCGAUUUUAUCAUGAUGCGUAUCAAGGACUCCUUCGAGAACCAACGUACAGUGCUUUACGAUUACUUCCAAAAGCUGACCAAUGGUAUCCCCUAUUAA
Molecule: messenger RNA, 5961 nt
Organism: Lichtheimia ornata
Lineage: Eukaryota; Fungi; Mucoromycota; Mucoromycetes; Mucorales; Lichtheimiaceae
Exons: 19
Coding region: 1-5961 (1986 amino acids)
Biological process (GO): phosphatidylinositol-mediated signaling; phosphatidylinositol phosphate biosynthetic process
Cellular component (GO): plasma membrane; cytoplasm
Molecular function (GO): 1-phosphatidylinositol 4-kinase activity
Source: RefSeq, a predicted model, not a curated record